AUGGAGUCGGGGCUGAUCCCCCGGUUAGCGCGGCGCCUGGGCGUCUCCGAGCCCGACGUGCUCAGGAAGGCGGAGGAGUACCUGCGGCUGUCCCGGGUGAGGUGCGGCGGCCUGGCUGCGCGCACCUCCGAGACCAGCAGCGCCGUCAUGUGCCUGGACCUGGCGGCCGCCUGCCGAAGCUGCCCGUUGGACAGGGCUUACGUCGCCAAGCUGGCCGGCGUGAACAAGAAGGCGUACCAGAGCCGCCUCAAGUCAUUCGAGUGUCUCCUGGGCCUGAACUCGAGUGUGGGGAUACAGGACCUGGCCGUCCAGUUCGGCUGCACGGAGGCCGUGGCCCUGGCCGCGCAGACGCUGCAGAGCUACGAGGCCAGCCUUCCACAGACGCAGCAGGCGGACCUCGACCUGUCCCGGCCGCUGUUCACCGCCGCCGCGCUGCUCACGGCGUGCAAGAUUUUAAAGCUGAAGGUGGAUAAAAACAAGAUGGUAGCCACGUCGGGCGUGAAGAAGGCCAUCUUUGACCGGCUGUGUAAGCAGCUGGAGAAGGUCGGGCGGCAGCUGGACCGAGAGCCUCGAGAUGCCGGGCCCCCGCCCUGGAAGAAACAGAAGGCCGCGGACGAGGCUCCGGGAGCGGAAACAGAGGAGGUGGAAGAGGGCCCACCCAAACCGCCCCGCAGUGAAGACCCGGCGCUGGAUUACGAGGAGUGGAAAAGGAAGAUUCUGGAAAACGCUGCCAGAGCACAGGCGGCUGCGGCGGAGUGA
Molecule: messenger RNA, 759 nt
Organism: Pipistrellus nathusii (Nathusius's pipistrelle)
Lineage: Eukaryota; Metazoa; Chordata; Mammalia; Chiroptera; Vespertilionidae
Source: the annotation of a GenBank genome assembly